AUUUCAUAGUUACAGGGAAUUCUCUUUUUUAAUACAUGGCUUCUUCAUGGGACUACUGGUUUUCCCUAUGGUGUACUGUGGCUAACGUUGGUCUUCUCAUGGUUCAUCUACAAAACGCAGGGGCGCAGUCACCACCGGUGGGUGUCUGUUAUGGGAUGUUGGGCGACAACCUUCCGGCCCCUAAUGAAGUGGUGGCCCUCUACAAAUCCAAGGGUAUAGGGAAAAUGAGAUUGUAAUACCCUCUAGCUGCUGCAUCUGAUGCACUGCGAGGGUCUGAUAUUCAGGUCAUCCUCGACCUUCCCAGAGAAAACCUUGGGCAGGCAGCCUCGGAUCCUACAUUUGCCGCCAAUUGGGUCAGGGACAACAUCCAGGCAUACCUCCCAGAUGUCAAUUUUCGGUACAUUGCGGUAGGCAACGAGGUCAUCCCCGGAGAGAAUGCCGGUAAUGUCCUGCCUGCAAUGCAAAACAUAUACAAUGCAGUGAGCUCUGCAGGAUUACAGGACGGGAUCAAGGUCUCGACAUCGGUCUCAACGGGAGUGCUGGGUGUAUCAUAUCCUCCCUCUGAAGGUUCCUUCUCGCAGGAAGCAUCAUCAACCAUGGGGCCCAUCCUUGACUUUCUCUCGAAAACAAGGGCGCCACUACUAGUGAAUGUAUACCCCUAUAUGAGCUACAGAGACAACCCUUCGGACAUAAGAUUGGACUACGCGCUGUUUACCGCCCCUUCAGAUGUGGUGCAGGAUGGGCAAAACAAUUAUCGCCACCUCUUUGAUGCCAUUGUAGACUCUGUCUAUUUUGCCAUGGAGAAGGCAGGGAGUGGUGGGGUGCCAAUUGUGGUCAGUGAGAGUGGCUGGCCUUCGGAUGGUGGAUUUGCAGCAACAAAGGAGAAUGCACAAACCUAUAACUCUAACUUGGUGCGACAUGCGGCACAAGGGACACCGAAGAGGCCGGGGCCUUUGGAAACCUACGUGUUUGCAAUGUUCAAUGAGAACAAGAAGGACGCUGGGAUUGAGCAAAACUUUGGACUCUUCUAUCCAAACCAAAAGCCAGUUUAUGAGGUGAACUUCACAUAGAGACUGAAGAAGGACCAAACAUGGGGGUUAUCACAUUUUAUUAUCAAUAAGAGCCAAUGAAUCAAAAUCUCUCGUUUCCCUUUUAUGUAAUGUAGGAAUUGUAGUUUUUGCCCACUUAUGUGAUGGAUUCUUUAUGUAAUGGAGGUAAAGGCGGUAGCGGGCUGAGCUUGGGCCUUGUCAGGAUUGGCUGGAGUCCAAUUAGGUAAGCUGGCUAAGUAGGCUAGGUCAUCAUCAUACUGAGUUAGACCAUAUAAUGUCAGUUUGGCCAAUUCGGCCAAGUCUUGAAUGGUUUCUCUCAUUUACUCUAAGUAUUGUUUAAUUAUGCUUAACUGUUAUGUUUAAUAUGAAAUAAUAGUCAAAGUUUACUA
Messenger RNA from Amborella trichopoda, 1438 nucleotides. Its product is annotated as glucan endo-1,3-beta-glucosidase-like. The record is from RefSeq and is a predicted model, not a curated record. Gene Ontology annotation, molecular function: hydrolase activity, hydrolyzing O-glycosyl compounds. Gene Ontology annotation, biological process: carbohydrate metabolic process. Lineage: Eukaryota; Viridiplantae; Streptophyta; Magnoliopsida; Amborellales; Amborellaceae.